Molecule: messenger RNA, 2349 nt
Organism: Lingula anatina
Lineage: Eukaryota; Metazoa; Brachiopoda; Lingulata; Lingulida; Lingulidae
Product: regulator of chromosome condensation
Cellular component (GO): cytoplasm
Molecular function (GO): guanyl-nucleotide exchange factor activity
Source: RefSeq, a predicted model, not a curated record
GUUGCGCAUAUCGUAAUAAUAUAAAUGCCGGUCAGUUCAACAACGUGGGUAAAGACCAACAACAGUAAUCGGCGUGGUAAUACAACUAAAACAUGCCAAGUAAAAGGAGCAGUGUGCAGUCAACCAAACCAACUGAAAAGAGAGGAAGAAAAAGGGUCAUUUCUACAGUAAAAGAAAAUGGAACUGUCAUUGAAGAGACAGCCAAAAGAAUAAAAGUAUUUCACAGAAGUCACAGAACAGAGAAAGGUUUAGUUUUAACACUUGGGGAGGGCGACGUCGGCCAGCUGGGUUUGGGGGAAGAUGUGUUUGAGAGGAAAAGACCAGGAAAAGUAGAUCUGCCUCCAAAUGUUAUACAAAUUGUGGCUGGAGGAAUGCAUACAGUUUGCUUGACAGAGGAGGGAGAGGUUUACACAUUUGGCUGUAAUGAUGAUGGCUCUCUGGGUAGAGAUACAUCAGAAGAAGGGUCCGAGGCUUCCCCAGCUAAAGUUACAGACCUCCCAUAUAAGAUUGUCCAAGUCAGUGCUGGGGACAGUCACACUGCUGCCCUCACAGAAGACGGGAAAGUUUAUGCCUGGGGGAAUUUCAGGGAUGCGAGUGGUUCUAUAGGUCUCACUGUGGAGGGUCCCCAGCAGAGGCCCAUUGAAAUCAACCUGGACAGUGCUGUGGUGAAGAUUGUCUCUGGUAGUGACCACUUAGUCUGUCUGGGAGAGGAUGGAAUCAUUUACACUUUAGGCAAUGCAGAGCAGGGACAGCUAGGAAGAGUGGCAGAAUGCUUUGCUAGUCGGGGUGGUAGAAAAGGUUUAGAUUUUAUUCUCAGUCCCGGUGUUGUCCACUGUAAGAGGAUCCGUGGACAGGGCAAGGUGGUCUUCUCAGACAUAUGGGCGGGUACCUAUGUCACCUUUGCUCAGAUCAAACAGUCUGGGGAAAUCUACGGCUGGGGCUUGAACAACUACUACCAGUUAGGAGUUGAUGACAUGCAGAAUAGGUUCGUCCCCGAGAAGUUGGAAUCUUUCUCAUUUUCCAAAGACUGGAAGACAAUUCAAGGAGGUCAACAUCAUACAGUGGCUAUAGACGGGUCAGGAAAAGUGUACACAAUGGGGCGGUCUACAUACGGCAGACUUGGGCUCGGGGAAAACAAUCACGAAGAGAAAAUGGUGCCAACAUUAGUGCAAACUUUAUCAGGAAAAGGCUGUGUGGAUGUGGCUGCAGGGGGCUCUGUGUCAUUUGCUGUAACAGGGAAAGGUGAGAUCUUUUCUUGGGGCAUGGGCACCAGUAAACAGCUUGGAGCAGGAGACGAAGAGGAAGAUCUCUGGGAACCCACACAGAUGCAAGGAAAACAACUAGAAGACAGGUCGGCAUUGAUGGUGUCUGCAGGGGGUCAACACACUGUGGUACUGGUCAAAAAUAACUCUUAACACUCCAAGACAACGAGACCAACAGCUGUUAAGUCCCUGUCAUUGUGAUACCAAUAGACUUGAAACUUUGAUACUUGCUCAUCAAGAAGCUGUCUUCAUUUUGGAGUUAACCUUUUCAAUGAACUGUUACCGAGAAAGCUACAAUAUUUUGAUUAUGUACAAGUAAUUAAUGAAGCUAGAAAUAUUGUGAAUUAGACGGGUGCCUGAGCUGAAAAAAUAAAAUUCUUGCUUUUAUUAUAUUAUAUGUCUAGUUCCAGGAUACUGUACAAGGUCCAUUAUAUGGUAGUAGACAUUAUAAAAUAUGCGUGACUUAAUAAGUUAUAGUUGGAAUUUAUAGUUUAAUUGAAGGGUAGUGUAGUAAAUCCACAGGGCUGAAGCCAAGGCUGCAUAGUGAAAAAGUGAUUUAUAGAAACUGAAAUUCCUGGUCAUUUUAUAUUGUACAGAGGCAGUGACAUAAUUAUGGCACCUGUAAAGAGAUGAGAGACAUUCUGUGCGUGAUUUAAAAAGAAUUUAAGAAUAAUUCUCUAUAUUUGUAAACAAACAAUUGCUAUAGUGUUGUCACAUGUUCUGUGCCGGCAUGGCGGUAGUGUAGAUAGUGAAGUAUCAAAGAACUGUUGAACAUUAUUUUAAUGAAGAAAGUCAUUGAUUCAUAGUGUAAAUAGUUCAGUCUCAUCAGAACGCCCGUUUUAAUGUCUGUUCAUACUGGAAGUGCCGGGGUCCUUAUAAUACUUUAUACUACUUUCGCAUUUUACUUUGACCAAGAUUUUAAUUUUUGGACUGCUAUUAUUGUUGCUACAAGCAAACACAAUAUUUAUUAUGAUAGAUUAUAUAGAAAAUCACUUGCACUGGUUUCUUUCUUCGUAUGGUUUUCUUUGUGUAAGAAAUCAUUGUAUCAUUUUAUUUUAAUGGCAUAAUAAAAACAAUAGCCACCUGA